Gongylonema pulchrum is the source of this 468-nucleotide messenger RNA. The record is from the annotation of a GenBank genome assembly. Lineage: Eukaryota; Metazoa; Nematoda; Chromadorea; Rhabditida; Gongylonematidae.
AUGGAUUCACAGCAGCCACACAAAACAAGAAUGCAAGUUAUUGCCACGGCAUGUGUUUAUUUUCGACGUUUCUACGCAAGGCGCUCAUUGAAAGACAUUGAUCCGUUUCUUCUGGCGCCCACUUCAUUAUUCUUGGCCUCAAAGGUCGAAGAACACGGGAUGAUGUCACAUAACAAGCUCAUACAAGCCACAAACAAUGCAUUGAAACGAUGGCCUUUCAUACAACAAGAUCUGAUGAUACGUGUACAGCAUAUUCAAGAAGCAGAGUUUUUUCUUCUGGAAAUUCUGGAUUGCUGCUUAAUUGUUUAUCAUCCGUACAGGUUUGUUAUUUUUAAUAAAUAUAAUAUUCCAAAUCUCCGGUUUUUCCGCUGUUUACUUUGUACUUUCAUCGAAAGGUUUCUCCUCGCUACUGGUACAGUCAGCGAUUUUUCCAUUCUUCUCUGUUUUGAGCCUCCCUCAUCUACAUAA